UACCCCAAAUCCAACUUUAUAACACAACGACAUAUAUUUCAAUAAUAGUUAUAUCAAUAGCUUUAUUUAUGCAGAUUUAUCUUUAAAGGUACUGCCAUCGCGCGCUUUUUAAAUAUAGAGAUAUCUUUUCUCUUUAAUGCGCUAGUACUUUGGAGAACACACUCAAGAGAGCUCCCCCCAUCUAACGAAGAGCCAUCAUCAGUUUCGCGCGACAGCUCCUGCCAAUCCAAAUCAACCUGGACAAGGUAGGUUUGGAAAGAACGAACUUCAGCAAGCCGGCAUGAUGAACGGUCGUCAUCUGCCGGCAGGGCAAGGUAUGCAACAAGACCUGGGAAGACGGAGACCUUAUAGUCAUCAAGCUCAACCAUAUCCACCGGCGGCACCUCUGUACAAUGGGUACAUGCACCCGUACAACGCGAAUUAUUACCAUCCACAACCAUUGCCUCCUCAAUAUUAUAAUAAUGGCUUGAAUCAACAGUAUAACCCAUACCAACACUACGGUCGUUCGCCUCCGCCAAUGAUGACGCAUUAUACUCACCCACCACCACCUCCGCUUCAACCCCAAGCACCACCUUUCGUUCGACCUCAGCCAUCUCCUGCUAUUGCUGCCUCUCACCCGCCAGUAAUUGCGUCGUCUUAUCAGCCAGCUCCUGCGCCUCCACUACCUCAAACUCCCUCGAGCUUCUCAACACAAUCGUCCACCACCCUUUCUGCAGGACCUCUUACGCCGCCAACUCCACAAAUACAACCUCUUGCUCAGUCUCCACCUCCAGCUCCCAAACACUACAUACCUUUUCAGGCACCUCUGCCAUGGAUAUCCCCCAACACCACUGCACCCUGGCCGACCAGGCGGCGUCGGAAAAGGAAGCAGAGUCCAGAGUUGUCUAUGAAUCCCGUGGAGCUUCCAGGUCUAGACAAGGAAAUUGAUCCUGCGUCGAAGAAGAGCGCGGAGACGUCAGAAUCAUCGUCAGAACAAAAGCCGAGCACCGAAGAAGCUGCAGAGUCUACACCUGAAACACCCACUACUACCCAAGGUCCAUCAGAAGACACUGAAUCUACAGUGCCAACUACUCCAUCUUCUACAAAAGCUUCGUCUCUACCUGCAGGCGGAGAAGUGACUCCUGUGGCUACAAAAUCCCAGCGAGCUACUGUCCCUGCUAUCCCUGCUGUUCCUGCCAUACGUGCCAUUUCAAAAUCUCUACCCAAAAGUACCCCAUCGACGAAUUCUCAAACUACCAAUGGCGAAGUUGCAGCUGAGGGAGAACUGACCAAGUCCGAAGCAACGAAUGAGAAUGAAGCCAAUGGCCCUACUACUGAAGAAAUUAAGGCAACACCUCCCCCUCCUAAAGCAUGGGCUACACCAAGAGCUUGGACUGGCCUUUUUGGUUCAGCUGGUGCUCCUACGGCCCCUACCACUGUCAAUGGUGGACAGAAUGGAUCCGCCGAAUUCGGCAAGAAUAAUUCGGAAUCAUUAGCUGAAGCAUUGCGUUCAUUUAAGGCCGAAGCCAAGGACCCCAAAAUAUCAUUUCUUGAGCCUCGAGGUCUAGUGAACACUGGUAACAUGUGCUAUAUGAACUCGGUUUUACAAGUUCUCGUUUUCUGUACCCCUUUCUAUGAUUUUCUUGACCAAGUUAGCAAGAAAGCAGCGCAUAGCUUUAAGAGUCAAACACCUUUAAUUGAUGCCAUGAUUAUGUUUAUGCGGGAGUUUUCAGUUAUUGAUUCUGCAAAAUCAAUUGAGCAACUCAAAAUGAGACUCAAGGACGGAGAACUUGAGCAAUACGGAGAUUCUUUCACGCCAGAUUUUGUCUAUGAUGUUAUGCGACGCUUACCGAGAUUUGUCACAAUGCAGAGAGGACAUCAACAAGAUGCGGAAGAAUUCCUUGGCUUUUUACUUGAAGGGCUUCAUGAUGAAUGUGUACAUGUCAUGAAGUCAAGUGACUCGAGCAAAAAUUCGGCUGUCACCACACCCAUGAACGUACCUUCAUCUCCUACCAGCGAUACUGCGAGUCGACGCGGGUCUGUUGAUGAUGUAUGGCAACAAGUUGGACCCAAACAAAAAGCUGCCAUUACAAGAUCUUCUGGAACUAAUACUGGCUCUCCAGUCACGAAAAUCUUUGGUGGUAGCUUGAGGUCCGAAUUGCGUGUACCAGGCUUGAAAGACUCCAUUACUCUUGAGCCAUAUCAGCCAUUACAGCUUGAUAUCGGUUCUCCGGAUAUUCAUAACAUCGUUGAUGCCUUGAAAGGUCUCACACAUUCAGAGGUUCUUCAUGGUGAUUUCAAGUCCCCAAAGGGUCCCAACGUAACCGCGACAAAGCAAGUGUUCAUUGAGACAGUACCACCUGUCCUCAUCUUACACUUGAAGCGAUUCCAAUACGACAACACCGGCGGUACACAAAAGAUUUGGAAGAAGGUUGGAUAUCCUUUGGAACUCGAAUUACCAAAGGAAGUCUUCCCAAGAACUAAGCGUACUGUUUUUGCUCAUGAUGGAUAUCCAAAGUAUCGUCUCAUCGGCGUUGUCUAUCACCACGGUAAAAAUGCCAGCGGUGGACACUAUACUGUAGACGUUAGAAGACAAGAUGGAAAGGAGUGGAUCAGACUCGAUGACACUGUCAUCAAGCGUGUAAGAAGUGAAGAUGUAGCUGAAGGAGGAAGCGAAGAAGAUCCAAAGGUUUUGGCUGCUGCUUUAGAGGCUCAUAAGAAGGAUAGUUCAUCGUCGGGAAACAUUUUUGCUUCAAUUGGAGAAGAAAAUGGAGGGACUGAAGAGGAUGGAUGGAAACAAGCCAGUGGAUCUGGAAAGAAAUGGUCAAGCGUAUUGAAUGGCGCUUCCACACCAAAGUCCAAACCUGCCACUGGAUACGGGGCUAGUAAAUCCUCACUCAUGGAUAACAAGGUCGCGUAUCUUUUGUUCUAUCAGAAAGUAUGAGGGUCUUAUUGGUGUAAUGAUAGGGUUGGGUACGGUUGAUAGGAGAAUGAAGAGGACGGCGAUGAUUGAUGAAGGAAGCCGGACAGGUCAUUGAGUGGGAUGUCAUGAUUGAUUCUCAAAAUGAUGAAUAUUACGAGAAAAUGAGAUGAAAUGACGAGAAGAGAGAUGAUUCGUGCUGAAUGUGCGGUCCUUUUCGAAAGUCAGGUAUCCAUAUUUCGCAAAUCAGCAACGAAACUUUGGAUGGGCGGUUGACCUAGUCUUAUAUUAGGGUUAACAAAAGAUGCAUUGCAACUUUCUUGUACAUUACUUAUUCGGAUAACUUCCGAAUUUUGGCAUCAUUUCUAUGGCAUGAGCGGUUGGCGCAUGUUUAGGGAGGGAAUUGGCGCGCAAAAUACAGUAUAUGUUAUGAGGAAGUUCUAUGUAUAAUAUUUAAUGGCUAUUCACAACCGACCAUAGCAAUCAAAAACUAGCGAUGAACAACUAGUCACAUGAUG
Botrytis porri is the source of this 3417-nucleotide messenger RNA. RefSeq lists its product as uncharacterized. Gene Ontology annotation, biological process: protein deubiquitination. The coding region runs from base 281 to 2923 and encodes 880 amino acids. Gene Ontology annotation, molecular function: cysteine-type deubiquitinase activity; cysteine-type endopeptidase activity. The transcript has 4 exons. NCBI's taxonomy places the organism in Eukaryota, Fungi, Ascomycota, Leotiomycetes, Helotiales, Sclerotiniaceae. The record is from RefSeq and is a predicted model, not a curated record. Gene Ontology annotation, cellular component: nucleus; cytosol.